Molecule: messenger RNA, 7493 nt
Organism: Mobula hypostoma (lesser devil ray)
Lineage: Eukaryota; Metazoa; Chordata; Chondrichthyes; Myliobatiformes; Myliobatidae
Gene: znf423
Product: zinc finger protein 423
Exons: 8
Coding region: 2953-6870 (1305 amino acids)
Biological process (GO): regulation of transcription by RNA polymerase II
Cellular component (GO): nucleus
Molecular function (GO): DNA-binding transcription activator activity, RNA polymerase II-specific; RNA polymerase II cis-regulatory region sequence-specific DNA binding
Source: RefSeq, a predicted model, not a curated record
AAGAAAACGAGUAUGACAGAGAUUGCUUUAAGAUUUAUUUUUUUUAAAUCAGUAAUACGGUUCUUAAACAUUUGAGUUUAAUGUUGAAUAUAAAAAACAACAGUGUAUUGAAAUGGUUUUCUCAAAGCUGUCUUUAAACUGCAAGUGGUAGCAGAAAUCAAUCCAACACCGCUGGACAUCAUUUCAUGAACAAAAGACUCAAAACGAAUGGGAAGAUUCAAACUUAUUACUAAGGACAAUUCAUCUUUGCCUGUUUAAUGCAGCGAAUCAUUAAUAUUUUUUGGAUAAUUUUGCAUUUAACUUUUGAUGAUCCUCCAGACAGGUUUUGCAAUUGGCAGUGUUGGAAAUAAAAAUAUUAGUUGUGAAAAUAUGGCAUGUUUUUGGUUAAGAAUUCCUAUUUUGAACAUAUUGGAACAAAAGCAAAUAUUAUGUAUUUACAGCAUGUUCCCCAUGGUCAACAGGAAUUAUCGAAAUAAUUGUGAAUGCAACGAAACGACAAUGUUUUACCGAAUUAGAAAUAAUUAGAGUUUUGAGAUAAUUCCAGGAGGGGGCGCAAGUCUCCUGGCCAGACAAAAGGAACCGUGUAGUAGGGAAAGGGACGAAAAUUUAGCUCUGCUCGACAUUAUAUUGAAUGCAAGAACAAAAACUAUUUAAUAGCUCUCCGCAAUAUCCAACACAAAAAACAAUUUGAUUAUAAAAUCGCCAAAUUAAAACGAAACAUUUUCAUUACUUACUGCAUUUUUGAUGUCAAAUUCGGCAUGGUUUCAUGUUCACUCGUAACAUUUAUCCCAGAUAAACAACACAUAAAUCGGAAAACGUUAUUAUUAAUUAAUGGAGCUAAUUUAUUACCUUUCUCAAAAAUCUGCCAGACUUCCAACCUGUCCUUUGCUCAUUCAUUCCCCCCUCCCCAUUUCAAAAUUGUAUUUAAAAUCACUGAGGUGGUCUAACAACGUCUCAGCACACACACAUUCACAUAAAUAAAUUCAAACCGAUUAUAUUUGUUAGCCACAUAGGCAUAAUUCCAUCAGUUUAUAAUUAGAUGUAAACGAAUUACUAACACUAAUACCCUUUUAAUUCCACUGUAUCAUUACGGAUAUUUUUGAAAUUCACUGUGCCCUGCAGGGAGUUACGUGCUGGAAGCUAAAGAAUUUCCAUUGUUCGGUAGGAAUUAGGUUAUUAAAAACUGAGUGCGAGAUUGCUUCUGCGAAUCAAAGGAGAUGUACAGUAAUGGCAACAUUAAAGCAGUUUGUGGUUCAGCUGGAGCGACUUGCUUAAAUGGACAAGAGUCUGGCGCCUUCCACUGCCAUUACCGUUUUCACCAACAGUGUAUUAUGGUUUUGACUCGGUUUUUGUUUUAUUUUCAUAUUUACUUAAAUAUUUAGGCGAACAGUGCAGUGACUUGAAAUAGCUGUUCUCAAAUAAAAGCGGAGUUUGCAGGCGACUGUUAAGUUGUAUUAUUUAAAUAAAUGACGCCCAUCUUUUCCGUAUAACGUUGAUCUGUGUGUUGUAAAACCAAUUAGUUUCUCUCAGGAGCUCUGUAAUAGUUUGCUGUAGUUGUUCCGUUCUUUUAAGAAGGGAAAAAGAAUAUUAACGAAAAAUAAAUAACAUUUUGCAUAAAGUCGAUCCAAGGGUGCUAAUUUCAGAGAGUGUUUCAAGCUUGUAUUUGCAAGCUUGAAAAAGCUGUUUGCAGCACUUUUAGCUUAAAGGAUAAGUAAGAAGAGGCACAAUGAGAGCGGCAUUGUGUGCGCAGUCCAAUCCAGGUUUGUCCAGAGCUCCAUGCUUUGGGCACGAUCGCACACUCAGAUUUUUCAUUAUUCACCAUGCGUGCUCUGCACUUGGACAGCGAUUUCCUCCGUGAUUACGUGUGGCGCGUCUCCCUGCGGGAAAGCUCCCCCGUGGAGAGGUCCUGAUGGGUUUGGGCCUUACUUGAAUUUCCCAGCUUAUUAUGUGUCUGCACUGCGCGCUAACGCAGUUCCUAGGAAGCCAGCUCGUCCGCUCCCGCCACAAAGAGCCGGCUCUGCUGCCGGGCGCCAAAGCCGGACGGCGGUCAUGGCACAAAGCGGCGGCAGCUGCUGCCCGCCGCCACCGACACCCUGCUGAACAUCUGCGGCACCCUCUGGCAGCCCGGUGCCCCCCUGAAGCAAACAGCCACCUUGUUGUUUCUAUGUGUGUGCCGAGCAAGAGCGGAACGGGCCACUCUCGGGGCAAGAAAAACAAGGGGCGCCUGGCCGCGCCGUUACCACAUUUCUGGCUAAACAGGUGAUCCCGCCGCCAAGUUUUUGCCGCCGCUGUGGCGGAGGGAGUUGCACGUCAGGCUGGCUGUUGGUUUUGCGGGCGUCUUGUUUUGUUUUGUUCACUUUUCUCCUUUCUUUUCGGUUGUUUCUAAGGAUACUGCGUGCUCUUCGCUCAGUCCUCGAGGUCGCCAGCGUUGCUCGAAAGCCGGAGCUUUCAUCAUUUACUGGAUUUCGCGCAACAAUAGGAAAAAGGGCAGCGGCACAUUUCACACACCCCCCACCAGCGAGCAAUAAGCCUUUUGCAAAAAAAAAAGCAGCCCCCCGUCUCUCCCUCCUUCCUUCCACCUCCGCCCCCUCCUCCUCUCGGGUCCCGUAAAUAAUCACUUGUCUUCGUGCGGGCAGCCUGGAUCCUGCAUCCAAAUCCACCAGUUGCAAAGAAGUUGUGUGUGGGUGUGUGUGUGUGUGUUGGAAACAAGAGGAAGGGGGGGGGGGAAUAAACACUUGACUGAAAUCUAGUUUUAGCACCACCGCGAACAAAAAAAAGUACGAAGGAGACGUCACACGUAGUCCACUCCGAGAGGUUGAAGUUGCCGCAUUGCAACGGGCAGGAGGAGGGAGAGAGAGAGAGAAACAGGAGAUUGAUGUUUGGAGCUCCGGUCACUGGCCCGGACAGCGGCGCCCAGGCAGUAGCUUCUUCCAGGAGAGCGAGGGACUGGACAUGUCCAGGCGAAAACAAUCCAAGCCUCGGGCUGUUAAAGUUGAAGAAAGUGAAUCUUCAGAAUUUGACUUAAAUUGGGACUCAACAACUGUGCAAACAGUAUUUUCUGCUUCAUCAGCAGGAGCCUCAGGAGGAGACCAGGAGUAUGAUACCAAGGACGGACAACUGUUGGAAGACAGACACAGCAUGACCAGUCAGGAAGAGAGAAACGAAGAUGAUGAAGACAUGGAAGAUGAAUCAAUUUACACCUGUGAUAAUUGUCAGCAGGACUUUGAUUCACUGGCUGACUUGACUGAACAUAGGGCACAUCGCUGUCCUGGAGAUGGUGAUGAUGACCCACAAGUAUCAUGGGUGGCUUCAUCUCCCUCCAGUAAAGAUGUUGCGUCACCUUCUCAGAUGUUAGGAGAGGGCUGUGAUCUUGGCCUUGUGGAUGAAGAAGGAGGGACUGGUUUGCCUUAUCCAUGCCAAUUUUGUGACAAAUCUUUCAGCCGUUUAAGUUAUCUUAAGAGGCAUGAGCAAAUCCACAGUGACAAACUUCCGUUCAAGUGCACAUUUUGCAGCCGUUUAUUCAAACAUAAACGAAGCCGUGACCGUCACAUCAAACUUCACACUGGAGACAAAAAGUACCACUGUCAUGAGUGUGAGGCAGCUUUUUCUCGCAGUGAUCAUCUCAAGAUCCACUUGAAAACUCACAGCUCAAGUAAGCCAUUCAAAUGUACAAUUUGCAAGCGUGGGUUUUCUUCUACUAGUUCAUUACAAAGUCACAUGCAGGCCCAUAAGAAGAACAAAGAUCAUGUUGCUAAGCUCGAGAAGGAGAUGAAGAAGGAAGAUGUUGUCUGUGAUUAUUGUGAUGAGACAUUUAAUCAAGCUGAAGACUUAGAAAAACAUAUGGCAACUAAUCAUCCGCAGAUUUGUGAGAAAGCAGAGUUGCAGUGCAUCCAUUGCCCUGAAGUAUUUGCUGAAGAAAAUGCAUUAAUCAGUCACAUUGAUCUAGCCCACGGGAAUAAGAAACAUAAAUGCCCAAUGUGCCCGGAACAGUUUACUACGGUAGAAGAGGUCUAUUGCCACUUGGAUAGCCAUAGGCAACCAGAUUCCAGUAAUCAUAGCAUAAGUCCUGAUCCUGCUACAGGAAGUGCUGCUUCAAUGAGUAGCACAACUCCUGAUUCUAGUGCUUCAGUAGAACGUGGUUCCACACCUGAUUCGACUCUAAAGCCAUCCAGAAGUCAGAGAAAAUCUUCAGGAUCUUUGGAAAGAGAAGGAAGGCAAAACUCUUGGUCACCAAAAGUCACCUAUAGCUGUCCGUAUUGUUCUAAGCGUGAUUUUAGUAGUUUGGCUGUCCUAGAAAUUCAUUUAAAAACCAUUCACUCGGAUAAACCUCAACAAAGUCAUACAUGCCAGUUCUGCCUUGAUUCCCUUCCCACUUUGUAUAACUUAAAUGAGCAUGUCCGGAAAGUACACAAAAAUAAUGUUUUUCCAGUAAUGCAGUUUACCAGCGCAUCUACAUUUCACUGCAACUAUUGUCCAGAGAUGUUUGCAGAGCUAAAUAGUUUGCAGGAACAUAUACGAAUUUCACAUUGUGUCCCAAACGCACUUUCUCAAGAUGGAAACCAUACUUUCUUCUGUUCUCAUUGCUCACUGGGAUUCCUGACAGAAUCUUCACUUACAGAACACAUUCAGCAAGCUCACUGUAACGUAGGAAAUCCAAAGCUAGAGUCACCUGUAUUACAGGCAACACAAUCCUUCAUGGAAGUUUACUCUUGUCCUUAUUGUACCAAUUCACCCAUUUUUGGCACCAUCCUUAAGCUCACAAAACAUAUCAAGGAAAACCAUAAGAACAUUCCAUUAGCAAACAGUGGCCGAAAAUCAAAGUCAGAGCAAAGUCCUGUUUCUUCUGAUGCAGAGGUAUCUUCUCCUAAAAGGCAGAGGUUGUCAGCAAGUGUACCUUCCCUAUCAAAUGGCGAAUAUCCAUGCAACCAAUGUGACCUUAAGUUCUCCUCAUUUGAAAGUUUCCAAAGCCAUUUGAAGUCACAUUUGGAAAUUCUUCUAAGGAAGCAGUCAUGUCCUCAAUGCAAAGAGGAUUUUGAUUCUCAGGAGAGUCUUUUACAACAUCUUACCAUACACUACAUGACAACAUCAACUCAUUAUGUCUGUGAGAGCUGUGACAAGCAGUUUUCCUCAGUGGAUGAUCUGCAGAAGCACUUGUUGGAUAUGCACACUUUUGUGCUGUACCACUGCACAUUGUGCCAAGAAGUGUUUGAUUCCAAGGUUUCCAUACAAGUGCAUUUGGCUGUGAAGCACAGUAAUGAAAAGAAAAUGUAUCGCUGCACAGCCUGUAAUUGGGAUUUUCGAAAGGAGGCAGAUCUUCAGCUUCAUGUCAAGCACAGCCAUCUGGGCAAUCCAGCUAAAGGUCGCAAAUGCAUAUUCUGUGGUGAUACAUUCAGUACUGAAGUAGAACUACAAUGCCAUAUCACAACACACAGCAAAAAAUACAACUGUAAAUUUUGCAGUAAGGCCUUCCAUGCCAUUAUUUUAUUAGAAAAGCACUUAAGAGAGAAACAUUGUGUGUUUGACAACAAUAACCAAAAUGGUACAGCAAAUGGCAUUGCACCAUGCAAUAAGAGAGUGGAUACUGACUUGCAGAACAUACUGAUGAAGAACCAGGAAGCUCUAAACAGCCAUGAAGCUAGUGAAGAUGAUAUUGAUGCCUCAGAGCCUAUGUAUGGCUGUGAUAUCUGCGGUGCGGCAUAUACUAUGGAGGUGCUUCUUCAGAAUCAUAGGUUGAGAGACCAUAAUAUUCGACCUGGAGAAGAUGAUUGUUCACGGAAAAAGGCUGAAUUCAUAACCGGAAGCCAUAAAUGCAACAUCUGUGCAAGGACUUUUUUUUCAGAGAGUGGUCUCCGAGAGCACAUGCAGACCCAUCGAGGACCUGCAAAACACUACAUGUGUCCCAUUUGUGGUGAGAGAUUCCCUUCACUUCUAACACUGACUGAGCACAAGGUCACCCACAGCAAAAGUCUUGAUACAGGAACUUGCAGAAUUUGCAAAAUGCCACUGCAGAGUGAGGAGGAAUUUAUUGAGCAUUGUCAGAUGCAUCCAGACCUGAGAAACUCUCUAACGGGUUUCCGUUGUGUAGUUUGCAUGCAGACAGUUACGUCUACUCUUGAGCUGAAAAUUCAUGGAACAUUCCAUAUGCAGAAACUGUCAGGAAACUCUGCAUCAUCAUCUCCAAGUAACCAGAGUCAUCAGAGGCUCUACAAGUGUGCUUUAUGCCUGAAGGAGUUUAGAAGCAAACAGGACUUGGUGAAACUUGACAUCAAUGGUUUGCCAUAUGGCUUGUGUGCAGGUUGCAUGAACAGAAGUACAAAUGGCCAGUCUGCAAAUGUAAUUCAGCAGGAAACCAAUGAAAGAACCAGUGCCAACCUUCGGUGUCCUGAUUGUGCAGUUAAGUUUGAAACUGUGGAAGAUCUGGAGAGUCAUAUCCAGAUAGACCAUAGGGAAAUGACACCAGAGACAAGUAGCCAGAAAAAGUCAUCCCAGGCAUCACCUGCUCCCAGGAAGAAGACAUACCAAUGCAUUAAGUGCCAGAUGACUUUUGAGACUGAACGGGAAAUACAGAUACAUGUUGCAAAUCAUAUGAUUGAGGAAGGAAUCAAUCAUGAGUGCAAACUGUGUAACCAGAUGUUUGACUCACCGGCAAAGCUGUUAUGUCACCUGAUUGAACACAGUUUUGAAGGAAUGGGAGGUACUUUUAAAUGCCCAGUUUGUUUUACAGUCUUCGUGCAGGCAAACAAACUACAGCAACAUAUCUUCGCAGUACAUGGGCAAGAAGAUAAGAUUUAUGACUGUUCACAAUGUCCACAGAAAUUCUUCUUUCAGACUGAACUUCAGAACCACAUGAUGAGUCAGCACGCACAGUGAGGUGUCAGCACUGCGAGACAUAUUCUCUGCAGAAGACUCGACAGAGACACAGUGGGAGAGAACUUUUGAACAUUACAUCCAAUCAAAGUGUCAUUUGAAACCCAGAUGUAAAACUAAUGAUUUGGCCAUGAGGCACUGCUAUUAUAAGCAGUUUGAAAUGAAUAUUAAUGUAACAGAUUAAAAGUAUUCUAUGCUCAGUAUUUUUCUGUCCUGCCUUUAAACUAGUGAGUUCACAGCUUUUGCUUCUAAUCAGAGUUAUAGUGUGUUAGAAACAUCAGCUUUGUUGCUGUUGUCCUUUGUUGCUUAAUGUAGUGAGCUAAUAGGUGUCAAGAUAACUAGAUGUAUUUUGUUAAUACUUGCUUUUAAAUGCAGAAUUAGCCAGUUGUGAUAACUGUGAUGUGCUAGUUUGCCAUUGUCGGAAUAUUUUUUUUCUCUUUUUUUUGUCAAAGAAGAAUGUUUUAAUUUGGAUUGACCAGUUCACAGUACAAUGAGAAACUAUGUAAAGAAAAUCAAUGAUUACGGUGAAACUGGGUGGUGUUUGCUUCUAAAAUGUGAUUUACCUGAUUGCAAUAACUAGGACAGUAUAAUAAAGGGAAACCACGCACUUAAUUUCUGUUUGUAUC